AUGAAAUUAACCAAGGUACCUUUAUUUUUACUUUUGAUUCUUCUCAAUGAUGUGCAAUCUGCACCUUCUAAUUCUACCGAUAGUCUUACAAAUGGUGAAUCAGUUCAAAUUUCAAGAUUGGUAUCUGAUUUGAGAGUUUAUAAUACUGAAGCAGGAACUACUGAAAUCGAGAAAAGAAACGUUGCCAUUGUAUCCAUUGAUGACCUUACCACUAGAUCCAACAUUCCUAUUUUGGAUGAAAUAUUGGCCGCUUUGAAAGAAACUGGAUUGGCUAACGUUGUAAUUGAAGCUGUUUUAUUAAGCCCUACCCUCAGAGGUAUUUCGAUUAAUGCUACAAUCAAAUUACUCAAGGGUAACUUCAACUUGACCGGUUUACUUGUUUCACUUCAAAAAUCAGGUUUAAUUUUACUGUUUUUGAAUUUAGCUUUGGAUGACCCUGAGAUUUUACCAGGAAUGUUGAGAAUUGGUAAAGAGCUUUUUAAAGUACACAGCGGUACUGUUGCAAAGAGAUAUGACAUGGAUUUGGUUGAACAGUCUAGCGAGUAUACAUUGAGUAAACGGGAAAAUGAUUUGAUUACUGAAUUGUUGACUGCUUUGAAUGAUUCUGGUUUAGCUAUGGCUGUUGUUCAAAAUUUAUUGACAAACCCAGAAUUAUCCGAACCUGCUGCUAUCUUUUUGUCUGCUAUCCUUAAAUCUGGUGCAAUUACAAUUCGUGAAGUUCUUGUAUCUGUGAAGGAAUCACAUUUGAUUUUUGGUUUAUUGAGACAAAUUUUGGCUGAUAAGGCAUUACUUGAAAAGUUUGGUCACUUGAUUUCAGACAGAAUUGCGAGAGGAGUAUUCACGCAACAGUACUAUGACAGUUGUUAA
Molecule: messenger RNA, 867 nt
Organism: [Candida] anglica
Lineage: Eukaryota; Fungi; Ascomycota; Pichiomycetes; Serinales; Debaryomycetaceae
Source: the annotation of a GenBank genome assembly